AUACUCGAGGAGUCUAAGGGUGGACGAGAGUGAGAGCUUGACACUUGACAGCAUAAGACACUCUUUGAUCCGUCAAGAGGACAGCAUCAUCUUCAACCUUCUCGAGCGAGCUCAGUACCGCUACAACCCUGACACAUACGACGAAGAUGCUUUUGCUAUGGAAGGGUUUCAAGGAUCUUUGGUCGAGUUUAUGGUCAGAGAGACUGAACAGCUCCACGCUAAGGUGGACAGGUACAAGAGUCCAGAUGAACAUCCUUUUUUCCCACAGUGCUUGCCUGACCCAAUCCUUCCCCCUAUUCAAUACCCACAGGUUCUGCAUCACUGUGCUGAUUCUAUAAACAUCAACAAGAAGGUGUGGAACAUGUAUUUCAAACACCUCCUUCCAAGGCUGGUCAAUCCAGGGGACGAUGGUAACUGCGGUUCAGCUGCUGUCUGUGACACGAUGUGUUUGCAGAUACUUUCAAAGAGAAUCCACUUCGGUAAAUUUGUUGCCGAGGCCAAGUUUCUUGAGAAUCCAGCUACCUACGAAACUGCCAUCCGUGAACAAGACCGGACACAACUGCUGAGGCUUCUGACUUACGAAACAGUUGAAGAAGUAAUCAAGAAAAGAGUUGAGAUCAAAGCCAGGAUUUUCGGUCAAGACAUAACAACAAUCAACGAUACAGAGACUGAUCCUUCGUACAAAAUCAACCCUAGCUUGGUUGCUAAACUCUAUGGAGAAAGAAUCAUGCCCCUCACUAAGGAAGUCCAAAUUGAGUACUUGCUUAGGAGGCUUGAUUGAUUGAAACCAUUUUUUUGUAUUUUUGAUCUUUUUAACUUUUAUGAAACUGUAAUGUGACAUAAGCAGCUCAAGCUGAGUUUUAUUACAGGUUUAAACAGAGAAUUAAAAAAAAAAACAAAUGAACUAAUCUGAGAAUAAUUAAGAAAAAAUAAAAUAAAAAUUCUUUCUGA
Molecule: messenger RNA, 951 nt
Organism: Raphanus sativus (radish)
Lineage: Eukaryota; Viridiplantae; Streptophyta; Magnoliopsida; Brassicales; Brassicaceae
Product: chorismate mutase 3, chloroplastic-like
Biological process (GO): chorismate metabolic process; aromatic amino acid biosynthetic process
Cellular component (GO): cytoplasm
Molecular function (GO): chorismate mutase activity
Source: RefSeq, a predicted model, not a curated record